AGUUUCCACACAAUUUGGCCUAGAACACUGAGUCAGAAGCUCUUUCGGAGGACGAGCCGUACUUGUUGUACAUAAUCAGGUACUCAUAUCACCAAGUUCCAUCCUUCUGAGAGCGGCUUGCUCAGCUAUCUCUCACCCCAACCACCAUGUCUUCAUUGCCGACUGUAUCAGAGCCCACCGUCGAGGUCGUUGAGGCCGUUCGCUCAGCGGUAGUAGAACACGACCAACGACAUGACGCUCAGCAAUGGCUAGCCGCGAGACCGAUGUACAAAAGGACGGAUUCUGCACUGACUGUGCUAGACAACCGUCCAACCGACUCUCCCAAAAUUGUUGAAGAUGUGGACCUACAGAAUGAUUUGACCCUCAUCAAUGCUCUACCUGAUCAAAGCAUUCCAGUUGUCCUCCAGAAUAUGUCGUAUCCUCCACCUGCAAUGUCUCAGGAAGUGAUAGUUGCAGAACUUCGUGAGGAAAGCACCUUCAAGCGUCGCCUGCGUAUGUUCGCGUCCUUCAUUGCCUUUUUCUUGGCUGGCUGGAAUGGUGGUUCGACCGGUGCCUUGAUCCCAUAUAUCGAGCAGGCGCAUGGUAUUACAUAUGCAACCGUCUCACUUCUGUUCGUGUGCACUUUUAUCGGGUACGUUGUGGCAGCUAUUGGGGCCGGAACUCUUUCCCGUAAGGUCGGGUUCGGUCAUGCACUAUGUACCUCGGUCGUCGUCGAGCUAUUGGGGAAUGUCAUCAAUAGUUCACAACAGGUCAACUUUCCUUUGAUGUGCUUCGGCUUUUUCACUGUGGGCUCAGCAUUUGCGACUCAGCUGGGACUAUGCAAUGCAUAUUUCGCUGCCCUGGAUAAACCUCUCCUCUGGACAGGACUUCUGCAUGGAAUCUAUGGCUUGGGGGCAUUCGCGAGUCCGUUGGUUGCUACCGCUAUGGUCACUCACGGAGUUCCGUACCAUCUAUUUUAUACCACGAACGUUGGCAUGAAUGUGCCCAUAUUUGCGUUGAUCUGGGUUGCUUUCCACGAUUUGCAUGCUCUGCCACAGCACCCAGCAGAAGCUGCGACUGGUACUCCUGAACACUCGAACAAGGCGUUCUGGGACACCCUCAAGAGCAAGGCUGUAUGGACCUUAGCUAUUUUUCUUAUGCUCUAUGUUGGAGCCGAAGAAUCCCUUGGAGGUUGGAUCGUUUCUUACAUCCUAGAAGUCCGUAAUGGAAGCCCUGAAGGGGCUUCAUGGGUGGCUUCUGGAUUCUACCUCGGUGUCGCUAUUGGCAGGAUCGCACUUCCGGCCUUGAAUCUGUGGAUCGGCGAGCGUCGUGCCGUCUUCCUCUACAUCCUAGUCGCUAUCGCCCUAGAGUGCAUUGCAUGGUUCCUUCCUAUUCUUUCAUCCACUGCAGUAUGUACUGCCUUGGUCGGCGUUGCCAUUUCAACAUUCUACGCUUCCGCCAUUACAACCGGUGCUAAGCUCGUUCCGAGGAGCAUGCACGCUGAUGCUUUUGCUCUUAUGAGCUCUGUCGGACAGAGCGGCAGCGCGUUCUGGCCGCUCAUCGUUGGGAUUAUGAGCACGAAGCGUGGAAUUUGGGUCGUUGAGCCUACGGUAGUAGCUCUACUUGGUGCUCAAGGUAUUUGUUGGUGGCUGGUGCCAAAGCCAGACAGAAGAUCAGAGUGAAUCCAAGAUACUGCGGGAGGCAUCCUCUUAUUUUGCACCCUAGUCUUCAUGCGCUUCCCCUAGAUUUUCUCAUAGU
Molecule: messenger RNA, 1737 nt
Organism: Somion occarium
Lineage: Eukaryota; Fungi; Basidiomycota; Agaricomycetes; Polyporales; Cerrenaceae
Source: the annotation of a GenBank genome assembly